This is a messenger RNA of Prorocentrum cordatum, 360 nucleotides long. The record is from the annotation of a GenBank genome assembly. NCBI's taxonomy places the organism in Eukaryota, Dinophyceae, Prorocentrales, Prorocentraceae.
AUGCGGGGCUGCUGCGGGGGGCUCCGCUUCCAGCUCGAGGCCAUCAAGCAGAUCCUCUGCCUCCGCCGCUACAACGCGAAGCUUGACUACCUGCUGGAGGACGCGGAGCGCGACGCCGCCUUCGUGCGGAGCGCGCCCGAGGAGUUCUUCGGAAUCUUCGCCCCCGCGAGCCUGGGCGCGGCCGUGCCGCGCCGCUCCGCGCUGCUGCCUCCGCUGCUACCGGGCGCCGCCCUCGCCGAGCAGCCGCCCGACGGCUGGUCUCGCGUGGAGGGAAACUUCAACCUGUGCGCGGGGCUGAUGGCGACGUGGAUCGACACCACACCCCCCUGGCCCCGGACCACCGCAUGGGCGACGGCGUAA